Phanerochaete carnosa HHB-10118-sp is the source of this 1080-nucleotide messenger RNA. RefSeq lists its product as uncharacterized. NCBI's taxonomy places the organism in Eukaryota, Fungi, Basidiomycota, Agaricomycetes, Polyporales, Phanerochaetaceae. The record is from RefSeq and is a predicted model, not a curated record. The coding region runs from base 1 to 1080 and encodes 359 amino acids. The transcript has 3 exons.
AUGUCCCAAGUCAAACCACCUACUGUGUACGGGGGUGAUGAUGACGCAGAAGAAUUUGAGCGAUUCAUCUCGCAACUCGUAGAUGUCAUGAAUAUGCAGAAUAAGUGUGGCGAGGCCUAUGAAUGGCAUUGCCUGACGUACUUCAGCUACUGCCCGACUGGCCAGGCCGAAAAGUGGUUUUGUGAGCAAGUAUGGAGGCUGUACUAUGUGCAUAGAGUGCCGUGGAUGUUUAGAGAGGCUGCUCGAGCAAUGAGGAGUAACCAAUUGUUUAACAAUCUGACAUGUGCUGCCAACUGCAUGCAUGUCAAACCGUCAGACUAUGGGAUUGUCUGCAGGUUCAUCAGACGAUUGCCGUUGCAAAUUUGCAAAGAUUUGUUUAGGAUCCACAACGUCACUGCAGAGAACUUGACACUAGAGCAUGUGUAUGGUAUUGCCCACUGGAUCAAGAAUAACCUUAAGACAAACGGCAUUGCUAUAUGCACAAGCACAUCGAACCACCCUGCACAACAAAGCACAAGAGCAGCCAAUAACCAGUCCGCAUUGAUACCAAGCACAGACACCCAAGAACAGUCGGAUAGGACGUAUCAACUUGGAUCCAACUCCAGGAGAGACUCACAACAAAACCGGCAACCGCAGGCUUCACAAAAUCAAUCAGACAACCAGCAUGACUCCUGUCCAAUGCAUUCCAUGAUGGUUACCCCGCGAAACAAACAAUUGUCAUCAAGGCAAGACCAGCAAUCUAGGAUGAAUAAUCCUAAAGGCAAGCUAGUUAACAAGUCCACUUCUAAUGGUGACGGCACCAAAUACACCUACUCUUAUAACGACUGGGGACAAGAGUCUGAAGAUGAAUACUUCCAGCCAUACAUCCUCAAUGACUGGGUGGAGGACGAGGAUGAGUUUUGGGCCAGUGCCAUAGAUAUCUCUGAUUCUAACGCAGCUAUUACUCAUACUGCUAGUGAUCAGUAUGAACUAAUGGAUACCUGUGACCCAUUUGCCCCUUACCUAGAAUUAGAGUGUCUUCCAACGGUGGUGCCGGAAUGGGUACAACUGAAAGCCAUCGCCAAUCACAAAGUGGAUUGA